ACACGAAUUUUGUCACUCGAACGAUUACGCAUACAAAGCAUGAAAAUUCUUUUUUGAAGCGCGAAGAUCUUUGAUUGUUAUCUCGUGAUUAAUCUACGAGUGAUUCGAAUUUGAUCCCGCUACUCUCUUUGAGCUCCUUUGUUUUGCAUCUGAAAUUAUAAUCGUGACGCUUUAUCAUUUUGUUUUUCUGCUUCAACUUCUUCCGAACGAUCCAAAGAUGUUGUUCUUGGGUGUACUGUCUAUCUUUCUGCUGACUGCCUCUGCAGAAUAUUGUUAUAGUGAUGUCGAGAGUGCUUGCAGCACUAAUCCUAAAAAACGCAUUCUUUCAGAUGGUGGAUUAAUAACAAACUGUAACGCCCAGUAUGGAGCUAUUGAAGAAUAUCAGCCUGAGCUCCAAGCAUUUGCAAAUGCUAAUAUUGAAAUGAGUUUCGAAUUUCUGCUGAUGUCCACACAUUUCGGCAAUUAUGAAGCGCAUCGAGAAGGAUUUAAGGGACUGUACCGCAAACUUUCAGAUCAAUCAUGGGCAGAUGCGAUAGAUUUGAUCAAAUACAUUGCAAAACGUGGUGGUAGAAUGGACUUUAAUCAGCUUCCUCGCUUUAAGAAAUCUGUCAAGGACAGUAAAAUUUUGGAGCUGACCGAAUUGAAUAGUCUCGCUAAAGCGCUCGAUAGCGAGAAGCAACUUGCCAAUGAAGCAUUACGUAUCCACGCUCAAGCGCAACAUCACGCAAAGAUGCAGGAUGCAGAUAUCGCUCAUUAUAUUGAGGAACACUUCACAGAAUCAUUGUCCGAGCGUGUAAGAGACCUGGCUGGUUAUUCAAAUGACUUGAGGAAAUUAUUGGAUGAACGCGAUCCAUCCGUUUCCGUAUUUUUGUUUGAUGAAUAUCUUAAAAAAGUUGUGUAAAAAAAUAAGUGUAAUUUAAAACACACGCAUAUAUAUAUAUAUACAUUAUAUUUCAAUUACAAAAAUUAUGAUUGUUAUUAUUUUUAUCUUUAUUUUCAUUGCUAAAGAUCUUUUGUAUGUAAAAUACAAGAAAUAAACGCAAAUAGAAAUUUA
Molecule: messenger RNA, 1054 nt
Organism: Cataglyphis hispanica
Lineage: Eukaryota; Metazoa; Arthropoda; Insecta; Hymenoptera; Formicidae
Gene: Fer2LCH
Product: ferritin heavy polypeptide-like 17
Exons: 4
Coding region: 218-901 (227 amino acids)
Biological process (GO): intracellular iron ion homeostasis; iron ion transport
Cellular component (GO): cytoplasm
Molecular function (GO): ferric iron binding; ferrous iron binding
Source: RefSeq, a predicted model, not a curated record